AUGACCCAUACCCCAGCAGUUCCGCCGCAGCAAAAGUGGCCGUCGACGCGAGCGCCGGUAGAUCCUGCCGCUCAGCGAGCUCCAGCCGCGGUUCAGCUCUUCGUCGCGUCCGAAUCAUCACCGUCGAGGACCGGUAGAUCAAUCGUACUCAGCCCAGUCAAACCUUCACUCCGGCGACAACGAAUGCUCCACCGACAUCGACCUCCAAAUCGUGGCGUCGACACAAACCCGACCUCUAGUUUCGAGAAGUUCAGGAGCCCAGUCGGCGGAUCUGAAUCGAGAAAUUUCUUCGGCACUCCAAACCGGCGACUCAUUUCUCUCCAUCCGAUCUCUUUGGCGUCGACAAAAGCAGGACUCCCUACCCGGCAGUUGUAG
Molecule: messenger RNA, 375 nt
Organism: Linum trigynum
Lineage: Eukaryota; Viridiplantae; Streptophyta; Magnoliopsida; Malpighiales; Linaceae
Source: the annotation of a GenBank genome assembly